AUGCCAAUGUUGAAACCCUUUCUCGAAUUUACUAAAAAUGUUUUUUGGCAACCAUCCCGGUUGCUCCACCAUUUUCUUUCUUUCUUUUUUUCUUUCUUUCAUUCAUUCUUAUCCAGCCAUUUUCUUUUUCUUUCUUUCUUUAUUUCUUUCUUUCUUUCUUUCUUUCUUUCUUUCUUUCUUUCUUUCUUAUUCGGCCAUUUUCUUUUUUCUUUCUUUUUUCUUUCUUUCUUUCCUUCUUAUCCAGCCAUUUUCUUUCUUUCUCUCUUCUUUCUUUCUUUCUUUCUUUCUUUCUUUCUUUCUUUCUUUCUUUCUUAUCCAGCCAUUUUCUUUUUUCUUUCUUUCUUUCUUUCUUUCUUUCUUUCUUUCUUUCUUUCUUUCUUUCUUUCUUUCUUAUCCAGCCAUUUUCUUUUUUCUUUCUUUCUUUCUUUCUUUCUUUCUUUCUUUCUUUCUUUCUUUCCUAUCCAGCCAUUUUCUUUUUUUCUUUCCUUCUUUCAUUCUUAUCCAGCCAUUCUGUUUAUUCUUUUCUUUCUUUCUUUCUUUCUUUCUUUCUUUUUUGUGGUAAUCAUCUAUCGCCACUUAUGUGGGUUAUUCAAUGCCGACAAGAUUUUUAUUGCUGGUAAUAUUUUCUAUCUAUCUAUCUAUCUAUCUAUCUAUCUAUCUAUCUAUCUGUCUAUCUAUCUCAGUCUGUUAUCUAUCUAUCUAUCUAUCUAUCUAUCUAUCUAUCUAAUAAUCAUUUCUCUCUGUUCUUAUCUAUCUAUCUAUCUAUCUCAGUAUAUAUUGGGUUAG
This is a messenger RNA of Acanthosepion pharaonis, 786 nucleotides long. Lineage: Eukaryota; Metazoa; Mollusca; Cephalopoda; Sepiida; Sepiidae. The record is from the annotation of a GenBank genome assembly.